This is a messenger RNA of Didymosphaeria variabile, 849 nucleotides long. Its product is annotated as Aquaporin-1. The coding region runs from base 1 to 849 and encodes 282 amino acids. The record is from RefSeq and is a predicted model, not a curated record. Gene Ontology annotation, biological process: transmembrane transport. Gene Ontology annotation, cellular component: plasma membrane. Lineage: Eukaryota; Fungi; Ascomycota; Dothideomycetes; Pleosporales; Didymosphaeriaceae. The transcript is spliced from 2 exons. Gene Ontology annotation, molecular function: water channel activity.
AUGUCUAUGGAAACGACCAAGAAGGAGGCUCCUCCUCAGUUCCGCCGCAGCGCCACCGCUCAAAGCAGUAUUCCGCAGGUGUCGAAAGCCGGACUCCGCAUUGAACUUCUUCACUUCAUUGGUGAAUUCUUCGGCACUUUCAUGUUUCUGUUCAUGGCCUUCGCCGGCUGUCAGAUUGGCGGGAGCAGUGCUUCACUUGCUACGAACCUUAAAACAGGAGGUGGCACACCACCGGACGCAUCGAAGUUGCUCUACAUAUCGUUCGCUUUCGGGAUGGCCCUCGCUAUCAACGUCUGGACAUGGGCGCACGUCAGCGGUGCCAUGUUCAAUCCAGCUGUCACUUUCGCCUUGACUCUGACCAAGGUGGUCCCCAUCGCGCGCGCUGCCCACGUCAUCGUCGCCCAGUUGCUUGCAGGUAUUUGCGCUGCAGCUGUUGUCGCUGGCCUACUGCCCGGCGCUUCGACCGUCUCCACACAUCUCGAGCCUACGACAUCGAUCCCCCAGGGCCUGUUCCUCGAGGUCUUUGCCACAUUCCAGCUUGUCAUUGUGAUCUUCAUGGUCGCUAUCGAGAGGAAUGCUGAGCCGCUUCUUGCUCCUUUCGCCAUCGGCCUAGCCCUAUUCGUUUCCGAGCUAGGCACUGUCUACUACACAGGCGGCAGUCUCAACCCCGCUCGUAGCUUGGGCCCAGCGGUCAUUGAAGGAUUCGAUGGCUAUCACUGGAUCUAUUGGGUUGGGCCGCUAUUCGGAGCUGGACUUGCCGCCGCUUUGUACUCUGGUGUGAAGGCCCUCGGAUACUCACAGACACGCCGGGAUGGCUUGGACGCCGAAGAGUGGCAGGCUCGUUCCUAA